Ostrea edulis (European flat oyster) is the source of this 1116-nucleotide messenger RNA. Its product is annotated as dynactin subunit 6-like. Gene Ontology annotation, cellular component: dynactin complex. The transcript has 8 exons. NCBI's taxonomy places the organism in Eukaryota, Metazoa, Mollusca, Bivalvia, Ostreida, Ostreidae. Gene Ontology annotation, molecular function: dynein complex binding. Gene Ontology annotation, biological process: mitotic spindle organization. The coding region runs from base 38 to 583 and encodes 181 amino acids. The record is from RefSeq and is a predicted model, not a curated record.
UCGGGUUUGAUAUACCAAGAUUAUUGACAAAUAAACUAUGUCCAGAUCAAGCAUAAAGAUCCAGCCUGGCGCUGUCAUUUGUGAAGAAAGCGAGCUGAUUGGAGAUAUAACAAUUGGAAGUAGAACAGUGAUCCAUCCAAAGGCUAGGAUAAUCGCAGAAGAUGGACCGAUUAUCAUCGGAGAAAAUAACAUCAUAGAAGAAUUAGUUCAGAUAAUCAAUAGAAAUCCAGAGGGGAAAUCUGGCACGACCCAACAAGUGAUGAUCAUUGGGAACAAUAAUGUGUUUGAAGUCGAUUCAUAUGUGGAAGCUACAAAAAUAGGGGACCAUAAUGUUGUAGAGGCUAAAGCACGGGUAGGUCGACAGGUGGAAAUGACGUCCGGUUGUAUCAUCGGGGCAAAAUGUGAAGUAUCUAUUUGUGAAGUGUUGUCUGAGAACUCGGUCAUAUACGGGUCAGAUUGCCAACGUCGGAUAGCAGCCGACAAACCUCCGGCACAGUCAUUACAGAUUGACUUCCUGGCCAAAAUCUUGCCUAAUUAUCAUUACCUUAAGAAAGUGAAAGCUGGCACACCACAGAGGAAAUAAAGAAUGACAAAGUUAUGUCAUCACUAGUGCAAUAUUUUCUUUCAUCUAACAUUUGGAUACUGGGUAUUUUGGAGGGGUGGUCUACAGCCAAUCCUCUGUCCAGCGAAUGCCCAGUUCAUUGUGCUGCAUCCUGCCAAUUUAUUUCACGCAGAAUGGACUAUUCACAGUACCAAUGUUAUGGAGUACAUUUUAGUCUGAGUGUCGGAAGACCCGCAUCAGUCAAGUUAUUUCCUCUUCUUGUGUUUUCACCAUGAAACUGCUCCAUUUUUCGUCAACAACUUGUCUCGAUUUAUUUUGCGUGGGACAGAUGUUGUAUAUUGAAUUUCCUUUCAUAUCUGGACCCAACAGUCAGAAUUGUGAACGACUUUUAAAACUUUCUUUCUGGAGAAAGUGUUGAACAAUUUACCUUGCAUGAUAUAAAGCACCCAUCAUGUUGAGGAUAAUGUACAUUGCUUUUAAGCAGAGUAGGCUUAUUUUUUGUUAAAUUGCAGGCAUGCAAUUCCAGUCUGUAUAAUAAAGAUGAGAUACAUUAA